UACUAUGGUACUAGGUGUAAUUUUUGUGAGCGAAUUCCGUAAUGUUGUGAUAUUUCCUCGCACUCGUCUGAUUUAUCCACAAUAAUAUCUAUGACAAAAAAAAAAAAUUCUGUAUGUAACUCUGCUGGGCCUGAAAUUCAGUUGUGAGAGCCCAUUGGACCACAACCAAAACCAGUAGCCCAGUACACAGACUUCUGCCCUCGUUAGGAAAAAAGAAUGACAUCACUCCCUUGCCUUCAAUCGGUACCGGUUUCUGGCUCUGUGCCCCCUGCUUUCUCUUUGCCGGUUAUGGGGAGAUAGAAGAAGAGUAGUUUGUCCAUUAUCGUCUUUAACUUCUGCUGGAAGAAACCACAGCCGAAUCCUGAUAGUUCUUCCCAAGUCCAACAUCAAAAGUAAAGUUCUUUCCUUUCUCAACCUUCUCCCCGUCGAUUCUCUUCUGUUACGCAUUUUAUCAUUCACCUUGGCUUCAUUCAAUCAUUCUGAUGGUGUUUCAGAGUUAAAGAGCUCUCUUUUCAAGUUUCCACCUUUCUCUCGACGCGAUUCUCGUUUUCUCCGGUGUUGGGUAACUUUUCCGGAAGUCUUCCUUAUCCGAGCUGUCUAUGAUUGUUGUUUCUUGGUUUCUUCGCUCUCUGCUAUGGAAUUCUCUUCUGGGUCGCUGUCUCGCUGAGCCGAGUGGGAAAAAGGCGUGAUCUUUCCCCGUUCCUUGUUUAAUUUCGGUUAGGUUUUGCUUCUUUGUUAUCUGUUCAAGUAUUGUUUUUGUUAACUGUUUGUUUCCAUUUUCCUCUGUUUGCCAGUGCACUUGUGCUUGUACUGUGGAAGCAUGUUGGGCAUUCGAGCUCUUGCGAUUCUAAGCAAUUGACUGUCCAAUUUUUUUGUUUUUGAUGUUGCUGGUUUUCAGUUAGCUCGUCUGAUGGUUGAUUGAUUUCAUCUGCUUCUGUUUGGUGUGAUCAUUUCCUUUCUCUCUCGCUUUGGGCAGGAUUUUGUUUAGUUUGAAGGUGUCAGCGAUAUUUCCUUCCCAAUGAGCACUACUAGGCAGUUUGGUAGUGGCACACUCUCCGGAGUAGUGACAGGUAGAACCAAAUUUACAAACAGUCCGUGUUCUUGGUCUCGGUGUAGUAGAGUUCCCACAGGAUUUCGAGGGAGAGAUAGUACUACGGAGUGCUGCUUGUCUACUAAGUAUAGAAGUUCAUUGUCACCACUGGUGAAUUGUCGAAGAAGGCCCCAGUUGGGCGUGGUAUAUAAUCAGUCAACUCCUGGUUAUGGUGUUGAAUCCGUCGAUGUACAGGAGAGUCUGGAUUUGGAAGAAGAACAUGCAGUGAAUGGUUCUGCACAUGAGCAAUUUGACUCUGUGGGAUUUUCAGUUGAGAAGAAACAUCAACCUACAGAUGUCAAACGUGAGCUUACAAUGCUUACAGUGCCUGCAAUUGCUGGACAAGCAAUUGAUCCCUUCGCACAACUAAUGGAAACUGCCUUUAUUGGUAGACUAGGUCCUAUCGAGUUGGGUUCAGCUGGUGUUGCCACUAUGAUCUUUAACAACAUUUCCAAGCUGUUCAACAUCCCCCUACUAAGUGUUGCAACUUCUUUCGUUGCUGAGGACAUUGCUAAGAAUGCAGUGAUGGACUCUAGCGUUGUUGGUGCUGAAGAAGACCAUACAAAUGGAAAAGUCGUAAAUAGGGUGGUUAAAAGGAAGCAACUGGCUUCUGUGUCAACAGCAUUACUACUAGCCAUUGGAAUAGGCGUCUUUGAGGCAACCGCACUGUCAUUGGGAUGUGGUCCAUUUCUUAACUUGAUGGGUGUAACAUCGGAUUCACCAAUGCGAGUUCCUGCACAGAAAUUUCUUUCAAUAAAAGCACUAGGUGCUCCUGCAGUUGUACUGUCUUUGGCUCUUCAAGGCAUAUUCCGAGGCUUCAAGGACAUGAAGACGCCUGUGAUUUGUCUAGGUCUCGGUAAUUUGUCAGCAGUUUUUCUUUUUCCAUUGCUGAUGUAUCAGUUUAAGUUGGGUGUAACUGGGGCGGCACUCUCAACCGUCGUGUCUCAAUAUCUUGUGACCAUAUUAAUGCUGUGGCAUCUCAAUGAGAAGGUUGUACUACUCCCUCCAAGGAUGGCUGAUUUACAGUUUGGUGUCUAUAUGAAGUCUGGUGGUUUUCUUAUCGGAAGAACUCUAGCUGUUUUGAUAACCAUGACAUUAGCGACAGCAAUGGCUGCUCGCCAAGGACCAGUUGCCAUGGCAGGGCAUCAGAUAUGCAUGCAAGUUUGGUUAGCUGUCUCUCUACUUACCGAUGCCUUGGCUUCAUCUGGUCAGGCUCUGAUUGCAAGUUAUUCAUCGAAACGUGACUACGUGAAUGUAAAAGAAGUCACAAACUUGGUGUUGAAGGUUGGCUUGGUCACAGGUAUUUCCUUGGCUGCUAUACUCAGCGUAUCAUUUGGUUCCAUAGCCACCUUGUUCACCACAGAUGCUGAAGUACUAGGGAUCGCAAAAACUGGCAUAUUGUUUGUUAGUGCGAGUCAACCAUUCAAUGCACUGGCUUUCAUUUUCGAUGGCCUCCAUUAUGGUGUUUCUGACUUCCCAUAUGCAGCCUGCUCCAUGAUGUUGGUUGGAGCAUUAUCUUCAGUUUUCCUCCUCUAUGUUCCACCAAUCACUGGACUUCCCGGUGUCUGGUCCGGCUUGGCUCUCUUCAUGGCCUUACGUACAGCAGCCGGAAUAGCAAGGCUGCUGCUGAAAUCUGGUCCUUGGUGGUUCCUACACAAAGACUUGCAGAAUCAUCAGGCUGGCUAGCCUCUUCAAUCACUAUAUGAAGGUUUUAUGUCAGCUUUUCGGGGAUCGUCCGGAGUUAGAACACACGACGGCAACAGAAGCAGCAGCAGGAUAGGUAGUUGAAUGAUGGAAA
This is a messenger RNA of Linum trigynum, 2888 nucleotides long. The record is from the annotation of a GenBank genome assembly. Lineage: Eukaryota; Viridiplantae; Streptophyta; Magnoliopsida; Malpighiales; Linaceae.